Molecule: messenger RNA, 4687 nt
Organism: Manis pentadactyla (Chinese pangolin)
Lineage: Eukaryota; Metazoa; Chordata; Mammalia; Pholidota; Manidae
Gene: USP19
Product: ubiquitin specific peptidase 19
Exons: 28
Coding region: 287-4315 (1342 amino acids)
Biological process (GO): protein deubiquitination
Molecular function (GO): cysteine-type deubiquitinase activity
Source: RefSeq, a predicted model, not a curated record
AACAAAACAAGCGGCGGCGGCGGCGGCGGCACCUGAGCGGCGGCGCCGGGACGGGGAGGGCGCGCCGGAACAGGAACCGACCUCCGCCGGAACCGGAACCGAGAGGGUGUUGCCAGGGCCCGGGUAGGGCUGGCGCGGCGGCCUCUCUCGGCUGUCGGUUCUUUGCUGGAGAAUUUGGUCACAAAGGGUUGCCAAGAUAGCUGGGCCAGGAAGAAAGCGUCGUAGCCCUGACCCAGACGCUGUUGCCGACCCCGGGGCACUCUGGCUGUCAACCAAGCGGCUCAAGAUGUCUGGCGGGACCAGUGCCACGGGCCCAAGGAGAGGACCCCCAGGGCUGGAGGAGGUCACCAGUAAGAAGCAGCAGAAGGACAGAGUGAACCAGGAGAGCAAGGACGGCGGCCCCGGGAGAGGGUUGGCAGCCGCUCCUCGGGGGGAGCAGACCAAAGAUGAGUUGCUGCUCGACUGGAGGCAGAGUGCAGAUGAGGUCAUUGUUAGGCUGCGGGUGGGAGCGGGCCCCCUGCGGCUAGAGGAAGUGGACACUGCUUUCACAGACACGGACUGUGUGGUGCAGCUUCCAGGUGGUCAGCAGUGGGGUGGUGUUUUCUACGCCGAGAUAGAAAGUUCUUGCACCAAAGUGCAAGCCCGCAAAGGCGGCCUCCUGCAGCUGGCACUGCCCAAGAAGGUGCCUCUGCUCACUUGGCCUUCUCUCUUGAAGAAACCUCUAGGAACCCAGGAGUUGGUGCCAGGGCUGCAGUGCCAGGAAAAUGGACAGGAGCCACCUUCCAUUGUCUUGGAACCAGGCCCUGAGUCCCGCCGGGCCAAGCAAGAGGCCCGGAACCAGAAGCGGGCCCAGGGCCGUGGUGAGGUGGGCGCUGGGGCUGGUCCUGGAGCCCAGGCAGGGCCUAGUGCCAAGAGGGCUGUACAUCUCCGCAGAGCACCAGAGGGGGAGGGGCCCAGAGAUGGCCCUGGGCCCCAGGGCGAUGCCCCCUCUUUCCUGGCUGAGCCAGCCACCCAGGUUGAGGCCGAGGGACAGCCCCAGGUACCACCACUGAACCCUGAGACCUGCCUCCUGGGCUCAGAGGAGGAUCUAGCACUUUCGGCAGGAGGGAAGGCAGUGUCUGCCAGGAACGAACCAGUCUCCCCAGCGAUGGCCCGGAGCAGAGACCCUGAGAAAGGUGGCUGUCCCAGAGAGGAGAUGGCAGUGGUAGCAGAUGCUGCAGCCUUGGCGCAUGAGCCUGAGUCCAUGGUGAACCUGGCAUUUGUCAAGAAUGACUCGUACGAGAAGGGGCCAGACUCCGUGGUGGUGCACGUGUACGUGAAGGAAAUCUGCAGGGAUGCCUCCCGAGUGCUUUUCCGUGAGCAGGACUUCACGCUUAUCUUCCAGACCAGGGAUGGAAACUUCCUGAGGCUUCACCCGGGCUGCGGGCCCCAAACCAUCUUCCGUUGGCAGGUGAAGCUCAGUCUUUCCCUCAGGAACCUGAUUGCGCCAGAACAGUGCACCUUCUGCUUCACGGCCUCCCGAAUCGACAUCUGCCUGCGGAAGCGGCAGAGUCAGCGCUGGGGGGGCCUGGAGGCCCCAGCUGCACGAGGUGCAGUGGGUGGUGCAAAGGUUGCCGUGCCGACAGGUCCAACCCCUCUGGAUUCAACCCCACCGGGGGGUGCCCCCCACCCACUGACAGGUCAGGAGGAAGCCCGCGUUGUGGAAAAGGAAAAAGCCAAGGCUCGGCCUGAGGACUCGGGGCUGGACGGCGUGGCAGCCCGCAGCCCCAUGGAGCAUGUAGCCUCGAAGCCAGAGCCACAUCUGGCCUCGCCCAAACCCACGUGUAUGGUGCCUCCAAUGCCCCACAGCCCUGUGAGUGGAGACAGCGUGGAGGAAGAGGAGGAGGAAGAGAAGAAGGUGUGCCUGCCGGGCUUCACUGGCCUUGUCAACCUGGGCAACACCUGCUUCAUGAACAGCGUCAUCCAGUCUCUGUCCAACACCCGGGAGCUCCGGGACUUCUUCCAUGAUCGCUCUUUUGAGGCUGAGAUCAACUACAAUAACCCGCUGGGGACUGGUGGGCGUCUGGCCAUCGGCUUUGCUGUGCUGCUCCGGGCGCUGUGGAAGGGCACCCACCAUGCCUUCCAGCCCUCCAAGUUGAAGGCCAUCGUGGCCAGCAAGGCCAGCCAGUUCACGGGCUACGCACAGCAUGACGCCCAGGAGUUCAUGGCUUUCUUGCUGGAUGGGCUGCAUGAGGACCUGAACCGCAUCCAGAACAAGCCCUAUACGGAAACUGUGGACUCGGACGGGCGGCCUGAUGAGGUGGUGGCAGAGGAAGCAUGGCAGCGGCAUAAGAUGAGGAACGAUUCUUUCAUCGUGGACCUGUUUCAGGGCCAGUACAAGUCGAAGCUCGUGUGUCCUGUGUGUGCCAAGGUCUCCAUCACUUUUGACCCAUUCCUCUACCUGCCGGUGCCCUUGCCACAGAAGCAGAAGGUUCUCCCCGUCUUCUAUUUUGCCCGGGAGCCCCACAGCAAGCCUGUCAAGUUCCUGGUGAGCGUCAGCAAGGAGAACUCCAGCGCCAGUGAAGUGUUGGACUCCCUCUCUCAGAGUGUCCACGUGAAGCCGGAGAACCUGCGUCUGGCUGAGGUGAUCAAGAAUCGCUUCCAUCGUGUUUUUCUGCCCUCCCACUCACUGGACACUGUGUCCCCAUCUGACACGCUCCUGUGCUUCGAGCUGCUGUCCCCAGAACUGGCUAAGGAGCGGGUGGUGGUGCUAGAGGUGCAGCAGCGCCCCCAGGUGCCCAGCGUCCCCAUCUCCAAGUGCGCAGCCUGCCAGCGGAAGCAGCAGCCUGAGGAUGAGAAGCUGAAGCGCUGCACCCGGUGCUACCGCGUGGGCUACUGCAACCAGCUCUGCCAGAAAACCCACUGGCCUGACCACAAGGGCCUCUGCCGCCCUGAGAACAUCGGCUACCCCUUCCUGGUCAGCGUGCCUGCCUCCCGCCUCACUUACGCCCGUCUUGCUCAGCUGCUAGAGGGCUAUGCCCGGUACUCUGUGAGCGUGUUCCAGCCUCCCUGCCAGCCCGGCCGUGUGGCCUUGGAGUCCCAGAGCCCUGGCUGUACCACGUUGCUCUCCACUAGCUCUCUGGAGGCUGGGGACAGCACGAGGGACCCUGCUCAGCCACCUGAGCUCCAGUUAGUGACCCCUGUGGCUGAGGGGGACGCAGGGGCCCCCCGGGCGUGGGCAGCCCCUGAUCGGGGCCCUGUGUCCAGCAACAGUGGAGUUGCUUCCGAGCUGCUGGCCAGUGGGCCUGCUGAACUUGGUUCCUUGCCUGCUGGUGAGCGGGUGUCCCGGCCUGAAGCUGCAGUGCCCGGGUACCAACACCCAAGCGAAGCCGUGAAUGCCCACACGCCGCAGUUCCUAAUCUACAAGAUUGACACAUCCAGCCGGGAGCAGCGGCUAGAGGACAGAGGAGACAGCGCUCUGGAGCUGGGUGAGGGCUGCAGCCUGGCCCUCGUCUGGCGGAAUAACGAGCGCCUACAGGAGUUUGUGCUGGUGGCCUCGAAGGAGCUAGAGUGUGCGGAGGACCCCGGCUCUGCUGGCGAGGCUGCCCGUGCCGGCCACUUCACUCUGGACCAGUGCCUGAACCUCUUCACGCGGCCCGAGGUGCUGGCACCUGAGGAGGCCUGGUACUGCCCACAGUGCAGGCAGCACCGCGAGGCCUCCAAGCAGCUGCUGCUGUGGCGUCUGCCCAGCGUGCUCAUCGUGCAGCUGAAGCGCUUCUCCUUCCGAAGCUUCAUUUGGCGCGACAAGAUCAGUGACUUGGUGGAGUUCCCUGUAAGGAACCUGGACCUGAGCAAGUUCUGCAUCGGCCAGAAGGAGGAGCAGCUGCCCAGCUACGACCUGUACGCUGUCAUCAACCACUACGGAGGCAUGAUCGGUGGCCACUACACGGCCUGUGCACGCCUGCCCAGUGAGCGCAGCAGCCAGCGCAGCGACGUGGGCUGGCGCUUAUUUGAUGACAGCACGGUGACAACAGUAGACGAGAGCCAGGUCGUGACGCGUUACGCCUACGUACUCUUCUACCGCCAGCGGAACUCUCCCGUGGAGAGGCCUCCUCGGGCAGGUCACUCUGAGCACCACCCAGACCUGGGCCCUGCCACCGAGGCUGCCGCCGGCCAGGCUUCCCGGAUUUGGCAGGAGCUGCAGGCCGAGGAGGAGCCGGGACUAGGCCCUGGCCAGGCCCCCGAGGUGGCCCCCACGCGGACAGCCCCCGAUCGCUUCGCCCCCCCUGUGGACCGCCCAGCCCCAACCUACAGCAACAUGGAAGAGGUCGAUUAGCAGGUCCCUGACUGGUGGGGGUACUGGGUUUGGGGAUCCCCCGAGGGCCAGCCUUUGCCGCUUCUACUUCUCUGACCCAGAGGACACUGGCUUCACUGAUGGGGAGUUGGGAGGCGCAGUCUGAGGGUGGGAACCUUACAGGUUGGGACCCUUGUUAGGCUGACCCCACAACUGGUGGGCCUUGGCUUCUCCAGCCAUCCCCAGUGCUGCGUGAUUUGAUUCUUGGUUGUACUUUUGUUCCUUUUUGAUUCACAUUAUAAACAUCAUAAUUUUAUUCAAAAAAUUGUAAUUUUUUUUUUUUUUUUGCAUUUCGGAAGUGAUUGCUGCUGUUUAAAUAUAUUUUAAAAAUAAAUGAUAAAUAAGCAGACUAAA